UUUCUUUAAACUCUAAGCUCCCUCUCUCUAUCUCCUCCUUAAAAAGCACCCACGCAGACAGCUGCAUUCACUUUUCUCCAUUUUCACUUCUUCUCCUUCCUUUUUAGCACUCAAAGGCUAAACAAACAAAGCCUAGGCCUAGAACUUCUGUUCCUUCGUCCUCUUCUAGAGCUGAGAUAAUAAAGAAACUGAGUUAUAGAAACUUUGCAGGUUUCUUGUAACCACAAUGGUCGACGUCGACCGGAGGAUGACGGGUCUAAACCCGGCUCAUGUAGCUGGUUUGCGCCGUCUUUCUGCUCGAGCUGCCGCUCCAUCAACGGCUACAUCUCUUCCUGUACGUAACGGUCUAGUCUCCUUCUCCUCUCUGGCUGAUAAAGUUGUAACCCAUUUGCGAAACUCGGGUAUCCAAGUUCAACCGGGUUUAUCUGACGCUGAGUUUGCACGGGCUGAAGCUGAGUUUGGUUUCGCUUUUCCUCCCGAUCUUCGCGCCGUACUCUCCGCUGGUUUGCCUGUUGGUCCUGGUUUCCCUGAUUGGCGAUCCGCCGGUGCACGGCUCCAUCUUCGGGCAUCGCUUGAUCUUCCAAUCGCUGCUAUUUCCUUUCAAAUUGCACGCAACACUCUUUGGUCCAAGUCGUGGGGCCCGAGGCCAUCCGACCCCGAAAAAGCAUUAAGAGUGGCGAGAAAUGCACUAAAGAGAGCUCCGCUUUUGAUUCCCAUUUUCAACCAUUGUUACAUUCCUUGUCACCCUUCUUUGGCCGGUAAUCCCAUCUUUUUCGUUGAUGAGAAUCGGAUCUUUUGUUGCGGUUUGGAUCUAUCUGAUUUUUUCGACCGUGAGUCUCUCUUCCGAAGCUCCGAAUCGGACCCUAUACUUCUAAAGAGGCAAAGAUCCGUCAGCGAGAAAUCGGCUGGUUCUUCCACUAAUUAUUCGCGGAGAAGCUUGGAUACGGGUAUAGCAAGCGGGGCAAGAACUCCGAGAUGGGUAGAGUUCUGGACCGACGCAGCCGUCGACCGACGGAGGCGAAAUUCGGCGUCUUCCUCGUCGGAAUCAUCCUCCCCAGAGAGGUUCUUCGAUAUGCCGAGAUCGGAGAUGCCUAAAUGGGCAGAAAACUACAUAGACCAAAUCGGGUCGGUUUUAAGGGAAGGCGGGUGGAGUGAGACGGAUAUAGCCGAUAUAGUCCACGUGUCAGCAUCCGGCUUCUUUGAAGGCGAGAUGGUUUUGGUGGACAAUCAAGCAGUCCUGGAUGCUCUGCUUCUAAAAGCGGAUCGGUUUUCGGAUUCACUUCGAAAAGCCGGGUGGAGCUCCGAGGAAGUUUCGGAUGCAUUAGGAUUUGAUUUUCGACCUGAGAAAGAAAGGAAACCGGCUAAGAAACUGUCACCUGGGCUAGUUGAGAAAAUCGGGAAAUUGGCAGAGUCGGUUUCCCGGUCAUAAAGGCAGCAUCGAGAUAUUUUUUUUAAUUUCUUUUUUUAAAGCCUCGGUUGGGUUUUCCCUUUUUUUGAAUAGUAAAAAUUGAAAAUAUAUGGGGAGACGUGUUGUACGAUGAAACAAAGCGUAUAAAAGAUUUAAAAAAAAAAGGAAAGAGAGUUCAAAUUACAUUAUUGUUCAUAUUUA
This is a messenger RNA of Jatropha curcas, 1609 nucleotides long. RefSeq lists its product as hypothetical. NCBI's taxonomy places the organism in Eukaryota, Viridiplantae, Streptophyta, Magnoliopsida, Malpighiales, Euphorbiaceae. The record is from RefSeq and is a predicted model, not a curated record.